CGGGCCAAGUAGGGAAACGAAGUUUUAAUUUUAGUUUAGGUUUUUUUCUUCAAAAAUCUAACCAAAAGAGGUAGAGAAAGGAUACACAGUCUAGUUAUCAGCAACAAUAUUUAUUAACUAUUACCAAGGAAACAUCAAAGAGUGAUCUUGUAUUCUUGAAACAUUGAUAUGUAUGGAUGUGUCCGUUUGUCCAUUUGUGUUGUCUUCCUAUCUUGCGUAUACAGUAUUGACAUUAAUUACCCGCGCGAGACUGAAUUACAAACGGAAGCUCAACAGUUAUGGGGUAACCCAUCAAAAUACAUACCAAAGCUGUGGGCGGACUUCAGACGGACGCCCGACCGGUCGUCCGUCCAUGAACGUGAUAUCUUAUUUCCGAAACCUUUGACAAGCUGGUUACACUUCCCAGACACCAGGCCUGGCAGUGUGGAUGACGGUCAAAGAUAUUUCGAUACCACCAUGGAGACGGAUAUAGGUUCUGGUAAACAGGAUGUUCGUAUUAACGACCCUGACGAGGGGAUCAGUCCCGGUAUAGCUGACGACGUGGUAGACAGAUUGGGUAUCAAAGAACCACAUCUUGACCACUCCAGUGACCGUCACAAGAACGCCAACACAGAAAUUAACUCCUUAGGCGUGUCACAGAGAGAUAUUAACAUUGCCCUUGACAGUUGGCAUGUUAACGAACCGGAAACAGAAUUGUCUAACUUCGCACGACCAGCCCUUUUGAAGCGCGGAUAUAAUGACAUAUCUCCACAGUAUGACGGGAGUACUAGUAUGCGCUUCCGGUCUUGGGGAAGAGAUGCUGAAUUUAGGUUAAACCGUUUCCGUCCAAGUUCAUCGAGACGACGACUACGACGGCCAACAGUUUCCGUCACAGUGGACGGAACAACCUUAGACCCGGAUGUACACUUUACACAGAAUAUCACACCAGAACCGGAUAUGUCUGUGUUCAGGGCUCUUAUGUCAGCAGCUUUAACAUUUAGACGACAUCGCGCAGGCGCAGAAAAUCCGUUCAAUGUCAUGUUGGACUGGGAUUAUGAGAACGAAUGUGAAGCUAUUGUUGAUAUUUUUGGGAUGUCGAACUCUGAUGAUCAUUUGUGGAGGAUACACGUUCGUAGACGUCGUGGUCAGGUUGUGUACCGUGGAGUGUGUUUUCCACCAGAACGAGUUUUAGUCCGCCCGGGUACUCGGGUCAUCAUCCAGUACAGUUGACAGGCUUAACGCGGGAACUUCUAAACUACACUUUUAUUAUAUAUUUUAACAUCACAUAUCAUAAAAGGUUAAAUUGUAAAGAUCGUAUAACGGGCGCGUAUCAUACAUUCUGUAUGAUUUAGUUUGUUUUCUCAACUAUUCUUCAUUGUAUGCUGU
Messenger RNA from Mizuhopecten yessoensis (Yesso scallop), 1365 nucleotides. RefSeq lists its product as uncharacterized. The record is from RefSeq and is a predicted model, not a curated record. The transcript has 4 exons. NCBI's taxonomy places the organism in Eukaryota, Metazoa, Mollusca, Bivalvia, Pectinida, Pectinidae. The coding region runs from base 169 to 1209 and encodes 346 amino acids.